ACUUUGAAGAGUUCUCUUAGAAACGCGAUAUAACCUCGACGCGGGCGAAAAGCUAGUAUUCUAUAUAUCCGUUUUUUGCGUAGGUAACCUGGUAGAUAACAAGUGCCCCUUCAGAUGUCUAUCUAGAUAUGUAGCGGGCACAAGUAAUUGACCUCUAAGGACAUUAAGUAGAGGAAUACAGCACAUCAACAUUAUAGUUAUCGUGUAUUCCCUACAUUUCAACCACAAUGUAUGUAAGUCUUCAUAACAAUAGCUAGUACUUUCCAUUUAGUCAAUGUUUAUUGAUUACGGCCCGAGUCCUAUUAUAGACUAGGUAUAUAGGCAACAAGGUUUGUUUGUACCCUGUUGUUUAGGUUGCUACGUUGGGUUAUUGAUUCUACGAAGAGACGGAGUUGUAAGCGUGUGGUCAUUUGUAACGUUGGCCUAGGUAGGUCACAAGCACUUAUUAUAUAUACAUGCUUAGUAUGGUACGCCGUAGUGCGCAUUGGGUGGGUGUACAAUCGACCAUAUUCCUUAGGUUGACUCACUUAGCGUUCGAGAAACAUGACCAGAGUGUUCCACACAGUAGCACUGUGCUGACGUAUGACGGCAGCAAGUGAAUACAGUGUAAUAUAAUACCGUGAUACAUUUGUGAGAGACUAUAGUGAUUACUUGAGGACUGAAAAUGUAUUUGAAAUAUGCUGUAGUGGCCUUCACUGUACUUCUGGUUGUCAGUGUGGAAGGAAGAAAAACGUCUAGAGGCCGCAGUUCAGGGGCUUCUGGUCGAGGCUCCAGUAGAAAAACCAAUUACAACCCUCAACCCGCGCCUACGUCGUUCAGCAGUCCACAGGCUUCUGCACCAAAACCAUCUUUAUCUGGAUGGCAAGAAAGACCUGCACAAAAAUCGAAUACACAAACUUUGUCAUCCUGGCAGUCGAAGCCAUCGAAUGGUCAGGGUCAUUCGUAUCCUUCCAGUAAUACAGGAUUAUCUGGAGAUAGACCAAAACAACCAGCAACUAAUCAAGAAAGCAUACAACGGAGCAGUGCAUCAAAUAAUUUUGGCCAACAACAGACAAAUAAUCAACCCAGUCAUUCCUAUCCGUCUUCAAAUGGUUUGUCGGGAAGUGCUGGAUCAGGGUCAGGAUAUCCUCAACAGAAUGCCAACAAAUAUCCUCAACAACAGGGAUCUCCUAUGUCAGGGACUGGAAGCCAAUCUGGAUACCCACAAUCACCUGGGUCGGGGCUGUCAGGGAACCAGCCUGGGGGUACGUAUCCCCAACAACACGGACACGGCGCGGCAGGCUCUGCUGGUGCACCACCUCCUUAUUCUGCUGCUGGUCAACCCCAUUAUCCUGCUGGAGCGCCUCCUGCUUAUCCCGGACAAACUGGUGGCUACAAUAAUCACAACAACUAUGGAAACAAUUACCAUCCUCAAGGUCCGCCGCCACCUUACUCAAACAACAAUUAUGGAUCAAGCUACGGUGGAUUUGGAGGACACGGACCUUAUAAUCCUGGUUACGGCUCACAAUCACCUGGAUACUUUGGAAACUAUGGUAAAGGAUACGGAGGUGUUAGUCGAACUGGCAGCGCUCUGAAGGGAGUAGGCAUUGCAGGAGCUGGAAUUGGAACAGUAUUAACUGGGUUAGCUCUCUGGAAUUUAGCCCGUUCAACUGGAAGUCAUCACCAUACCGUUAUAUACGAUAACCGUGGUCAACCGGUAGCUGUCGCUCCAGGUAACGAUACAGUCCCAGCUCCAGUCCAAGAUUCUAUUUUAGCUGAUUUGGUGAAUUGUAGCUUAACAAUAAGUAGCGAUAACAAAACAGAAGUGCUCGCUAUUCCUUGUUCAAUUGCUACGUCAUUCACGCCGGAUGCGGAUGUGAAAGAUUCAGGCAUAAAUCAAAAUGAUUCAGACAAUACAAAAUGUACAAUUACAGUCCUAACAAAAGCUUUGAAAGAAUUCAUGACCACUAUACCAUGUUCGAUACUUCUUAAUACCGCAGCAGAGAACAAUGUCACGGAACCUCCUUUGGUAGAAAAUGAAUCUGAAAUUAUGAACAAUUUCACUAACAGUAAUAAUGCGACGGAAAUGCAGAACAGUACAUUGACUUCAGACAUCCCACCUUUAAAUGAACCCACAGCUCUUAGACUGUCGGGUGGAGAUUUGGUUGAUACAGUUGCGAAUUUGAAUUGCACUCCUCAUUCGGGAGAGAUAAGAGACCCGAUAAAUCCUUGUUACGCUGUUAACCACAACCUAACGGUUAUACCGUUACCAGCAACGGCAGCAACCGAUGCUCCAGUAUAAGGCAAUUGAUUUUGUUUAUUUUCAUUUUUGUGAUGUUUUAUUGCCAUGCCUAAAGAUAGCAUAAUUAUAUUAGUAGUGCUCAGUAUGAUUUAAGAUGUUGUAUUAUAUGGAGUUUUUUUCAAAAGUUAAAUAACCGUGAAAAAGUAUUUUUCUUUAAAUCAUUUUGUGAAGUCUGUAAUCAUACUUCUUAAUAUUUGAUUCAAUACAUUAUGUAGGUUAUAACUUGUAAUAAAUUGCCAUGUUUAGUAGUUCUCACUGUUAUCAUUUCCAAAUUCAUAUUUUGUAAUUUAUCCUAAGUAUGAAUCACAAUCUGAGUACACCCAGGUUUUUUUGUAAACACCACCUAGCAUAGUUAACAUUUGUGGUGAAGUGAUAUAAUCUAUUAAUCAUUUUUACCGUCAAUUCACAAAUUAUGUAAAAGUGGGUUUUUCAGAUUCUCGUUGCAAUUUGCCAAGCAACUCCUAUCAUUAUUAUUGUUUGUUUUCCUGUACUCAUAUCUAUAGCACUUCCAUUUUUUUUUUAUUAAGUAGUUAAUAAUCUCUUUUAUAAUCGGAUUCAACAAUUAACUCCAGUCUUCCUUAUUUUGUCAUUGUCAUUUUGAUAGAAAUCUAUUAUUAAAAGAUAAGCAUAAAUUAUUAUUUUAUUACACCACAUGUUUGUUAUUCAAUAAAAGUUGUAGUGUGUAAGAAUGAUUAAAAAAACCUUAUCGUCUGUUAAGAUUUAUUGUGUACAUGAUUGACUUCAGAACGUACCUAAUUCUCAGGGACAGGGGAAGGAGUUUCAUCGUAAAAUCUAUAAAUUAUUUAUGAGUAGUACUUAGUUUCGAAUAGAACAUACCUGAGUUUGUGUUAUCUCACUUGAAACAAUGAAUUGAUUUCAAAUGUCAUCGAGAUUAUCUAUUUUGGCUUACGACUUGAUUUCAGUAGAUAUUGGUAUGGUAUUUCCAGUGAAAACAUCUGGAAUUUCUUUGAAGUUUUAACUGUUCGGCUUGACAAAUGCUUCACGCUACUGACUUCUUUAUCAAACACAUUAAGGGAAUCGACUUCUUUGGCAUCGAUUUAUGCAUGCACCAAUAAAUAUUCAUUGUGUUAGGAACGCCUUUAAAGUUAGAUCAGCUCAGCAUUUAGGGUCACUCAUAUCUUGAGCUAAAAUGUUUUGGCUCUCACCUAAGGACAGCAGGUCUUUUUGAAUGCAUAUUAUUAUCAAUCGCUUGCAUUUAUUUGUGGGAAUAAUCAUCUAAACAAAAAGUUUAAUUGUGAUAGUAACUUUAUUGUAAUUGGUAAAUAUAUGAAGUGAAAUAAAAUCAGUAUUUUAUUUAGUACAGACGUCAAUAAAAUUUAUUAGUUAUCGUAUCAACCUUUUAUUUCAGGUAUUUAGGAAGAUACCAUUUCCGGAUCCGAGAGGCUUAAGACUGUAGUGACGCACUGAAUGGAUUUAGACGAUACAUAGUACACAGAUAGUUUAAAACCAAGAUAACCCAUAGGAUGGUUUUAUCCCAAUUUUAUGUGCCCGGGGAAUUAUUUUCAAUUUGUAGCGGGUAGCCCGCAGGGCAACAGCUAGUAUUAUAUUUAUUACGGUAAUUUUUUUUGUUUCCGCUCACGAAAUCGAAAAACUCUGCGGAUAGUAACGUCGAACUUUAUGUAUUUUAAUACUCAUAUGUGGUAUAAAUUUCCAGUAAAGAGCAAGUUAGCAAUAAUAUUCGCCUGAAGUCUGAUGUCGCGUUAGAUACGAAAAAAGGGGAACAAAUUACUAUCACGUCUAUGAAAUACUAAAAUUGGAAAAGGAAAUCACUAAUCUUAGUCUAUGAUGGGUGACUUAGAACCAUGGACUUAUUAUAGUUAAGAGCAGUUCGAACUGUCACUACCAAUUGACAGUCGGUGUUUCUUUGACGUUUGCUAUCAGUAUGUCAAUAAAGUUGUAAUCAGUGUUCAAAU
This is a messenger RNA of Trichoplusia ni (cabbage looper), 4215 nucleotides long. Its product is annotated as trithorax group protein osa-like. Bases 665 to 2281 code for a protein of 538 amino acids. Lineage: Eukaryota; Metazoa; Arthropoda; Insecta; Lepidoptera; Noctuidae. The transcript has a single exon. The record is from RefSeq and is a predicted model, not a curated record.